AUGAACAAUAAUACUGAUUUCAUAGAGUAUCCAUUUUCAAAAUAAUAUAGUAAGACUUAUGAAACAAUUACUAUUGAUAGAAAAAUAUACAAAAUAUUUAAACCACCAAUAGGUUGUGGAUAAGAAGGUAUUGUCUAUUAGGGGUAAGAUGUAUAAACCAACGAAAUUGUGGCUAUUAAAGAAUAUAAAUAAAUAGAACAAAAUGAGUUAAAAGCCCUUCAAGCAAUUUAGAGAAAUAACUAAACUCAUAUUAUUAAAAUAAUAGGAGUGGAUAAAUAAUAAAAUGGUUAACCAAUUGUUGUUAUGGAUUUUGUUCAUGGAGAGUUCUAUUAAUUUAUGUUAACCUAAAAAUAUCAAAAUCUGAGUUAUGAAGAAAAAAAUGGCUUUUUUUUUUAAAUGAUGAAGGGUGUUGAACAACUUCAUUAAUUAGGAUUCUUUCAUAGAGAUGUGAAACCUGAAAAUUUUGUAUACAUUAAUGGUCCAACUAAUGAAAUGACUAUUAAACUUAUAGAUUUUGGAUUAGUUAAAGAAAAUAAAGAAAACAGUGCUUAUACUAAUAUAAACGGAACACCAUUCUACAUGGCUCCAGAAGUGUCUGAAGAAGGAAAUAGACUUUUUAAUAAACCAAAUGCGCGUAGACAAAAUACUUCUUAUGAUAAAUCAAUUGAUAUAUGCUCUUUGGGAGCUAUUUGGUAUGAGCUGUUAACUUAAGAUACAUUCUUUUAAGGUAAUUCUCAAGAGGAAAUUUUUGAUAAAAUUCAAACCAUUAAAUAAGAAGAUAUCAACAGAUAAAUCGAAAACAAUAACAAUAUUAAAGCUAAAGAAAAGCAUUUUAUGAAAUAAAUGCUUUAGAUAAUUCCAUCAUAAAGAUUAUAAUUAAAAGAAAUAUUGGAAUUUUAUGGAACUUAAUAGAAAAUGGAAUAUUAGUAGGAAUAGAUUUAUGAUGGGAUGAAACAAUAUAAAGAUGAGGAGUUGAAAUAAAAAUUGAAAAGAAAAGAAAUUUAAGAAUUAAAAGAUUUAAAAUAAUUUUUACUUUACUAAUUAGAAAAUAUCUAAAGUACUAAUAAGAUUAUUGUUAAAAAUCUUACUGAUAAAUUAAACAUAAUAAAUGAAAUAAAUUCAUAAGAUAGAAAAAAAUAAGAAUUGUUAAAUUACAUCAAUGAUGAGUUAUAGAAACAUAAAGAGAUUAUCCUAAAAACUGAAUAAAGAUUAAAUUUAAUAUAAUAUGAAUAGACAAUAGAGAAAUUUAAGGAAUAUAAUGAACUAAUUCAAGAAAAUGAAUAAUAUUAAAAUUAUCAAAUGAUUAUAUUUUAAAAAAUAGUAUAAGAAUAAGAUUUACUGGAAAAGUAAGUAAAAGAUUAAGAAUAGCUUGAUGAUUAAAGUAAAUAAUAAGAAUUGUUAACGGAAUUAGAGUAGAAAUUGCAAAAAGAAAAAUAAUAAUAUUAAUCUUAAUUAAAAAUUUAAUAAAUUUAAGAAGGAAUUAUCUUUUAUCAAACAAUUUAAAUUUAGAUAGAAGAGAAGAUUCAAGAUGUGAUUAAAUCUCAUUAACAAAUACCAUAAGAUAUCUAAACUGUAAAAUUUUAAGAGAAAACAAUUUAGUAAUAUGAAUCAUUACAAUAAUAAAUUGCAAUUUAUUAAUCAUGUAAUAGCAAGUUUGAAGAAAUUUAAUAAGCUUAAAAUAGACUAAAAGCUUAGAUUGAAGAGGCAAAUAAAUGUAUUUUAAAAAUGGAUAAAGAAUAUUUACAUAAACAUCAGUAAUAAAUUGAGGAAUCAAACAAAAAAUUGAUUGAUUAUUAGUAAAAAUAUCAGUAUUUCUCCACAAAUUAAAAAUAUGCAAAUUAAAUUACUUAAAUAAUCAAUCAGAUAGGACAAACUUUUGAUUACUUAGAUAAUCUAAAAUAAUUGAUAUCUUAAAGAACAUUGCCAUCUUAUUAACAAUACACUCAGAUACAUUCAUAGAUUCAACAAUCAUUAAAGAGCUUUGAAAAAUAUCAUACUUAAUUGCAUUAGCAAAUUUACGAUGAUUAACAAAUUGAGUUAAAAAAUCAAGAAAGAAUUAAAACAAUAAAGAUUACAGAAUAUUAAUUGGAUUAAUUCAAUUAAAAAAUGAAUCAAUUUAAAGACUAAUUGAAAAACCUUAUAAAAAAUGAAUAUUGUAAUAAUGAAAAAUCGUAGAAUUUAAUAAAUACAAGAUUAUCAAAGAUUGAUUAAAAUACAAUGUAAUAAUAAGAACUAUUUGUUAAAUUAUCUUAAUUGAAUUAAUUAGAAUCCUGUGAUGUUGUUAAUAGAUAAAUAAAAUAAUUGGAAGAAUUUUAGGGAAAUUUAAAGGAAGUAGAAGUAAAUGAAAUUGAAUAUAUUAACCAAUUAGAGUUAAUAAUUAAAAAUGUAGGAGAAGAAAACAAAAGUCAAUAAGAAAAAGAUAUUCUUACUUUAAAUAAUUAAUUAUAAACUAGGUAUAGUAAAUAUCAAAAAGCUCUGUAAUCUAUUUAAUUUUAAUUUUAAAGUGUUGAAUUUUAUUAAUAAAUGAAUCAAAACAAAGAAAAUCUCUAAAAAGAAUUGAAAUAUGAAAUAAAAAUAUUGGAAGAGAAUCCAUAGAUUUGUGAUCAAAAUAUGCAAUUAUUUGAAGAAAAAAAAAUAAGUCGUGGGAUUAAAAAUGUAUCUCAAAAAUAAUAAGAAGUAAAUUUUAGAAAAAAUGGAUGA
Paramecium tetraurelia is the source of this 2700-nucleotide messenger RNA. RefSeq lists its product as uncharacterized. Gene Ontology annotation, biological process: mitotic DNA damage checkpoint signaling; protein phosphorylation. NCBI's taxonomy places the organism in Eukaryota, Ciliophora, Oligohymenophorea, Peniculida, Parameciidae. The record is from RefSeq and is a predicted model, not a curated record. Gene Ontology annotation, cellular component: cytoplasm; nucleus. Gene Ontology annotation, molecular function: ATP binding; protein serine/threonine kinase activity. The transcript has 4 exons.